GGCCUGCUCUGGGGCCUGGGCACGUGCCCUUCCUUGCAACUGCCGUGCAGGAGCUUCUUGAGCUAGCGCCUGAGUGUCUCUUGUCUUCCUAGGUCGGGCACAGAAGACAGCACUGGGAGAAGGAGCUACUGGGCUGAUGGAGCCUGAGCUGCUGGACCUCCCCCUCGGGGUCAAGAUCCCUGUGGUGCCCGGCUCCAAGCCUGUCUUCAGCAGGGCAAAGCUGGGGGAAAAGCUUCACCGGCCCUCAGGCUAUUUUGACCUGGGCGAUCCCUACUGUCGCCUAACGAGCACAGAGUACAACAGCCUCCAUGACCCGCAUCUGCAGGCCUACUACAAACGCAAAGACAACCUCCGGAGGCUGAAGAAAGAGGGUUACGUCACCAGCGACGGCAAAGUGGUUUGCACUCUGAAGGAGUUCAACGAGUACAGGCAGUAUCUGACCAGGCUCAAGCUGGAGGCAGAGAAAAUGGCCAGGCAAGAAAAGGAAAGGCUUCGACCACACGUGGCCAAACCAAAGGAUGCCCCCAAACUGCCAGGAGAGAGCGACGCUUCGUGCCCGGGACAGCGGCCGCUGCAGCCUCGCAAACCAUCUUGCCCACCUCCACCCAAAAGCAGAAGGAGCCCCCUCAAAUCGGGGCGAUGCGCAAGAGGGAAAGCAGCUGUGGAUGAGAGCCAAACCUGCUCCCAACCUGAGCUGGGACAGGAAGGUGCCAAGCUGCCCAGGAGGGUUAGCAGUGACGCUGCCUCCAAGAGGAAGCCAUACGUCACGGCAGGCAGCGCGUUCACAGCUGCGUCUGAACAACAAAGUGCCACAGAUGCCCAGCAGCUUGAAGAGGUGGUUGAGACUGUGGUGCACCAAGUGUUGGAGGUGGUGAAGGGUCCUCGGGAUGAGUCAAUCUCCAUCUUAAGGAGAGUUGCCCUGGAGAUCAGAGGAAGACUGCGUGCCAGCACCGGAAGAGCAGAGACUUCUCCUCGGAAUCGCUGGCAGGAAAUUGUACUGGUGGGCAAAGAGCUUGUAGUGACCGUGCUGGAAGGCGUGGGGGAGCGUUUGGCAUCCAGCAGACGUGACUCAGGAGUUGGACGGUGA
Molecule: messenger RNA, 1087 nt
Organism: Grus americana (Whooping crane)
Lineage: Eukaryota; Metazoa; Chordata; Aves; Gruiformes; Gruidae
Exons: 5
Coding region: 137-1087 (316 amino acids)
Source: RefSeq, a predicted model, not a curated record